Dictyostelium discoideum AX4 is the source of this 225-nucleotide messenger RNA. RefSeq lists its product as hypothetical. The record is from RefSeq and is a predicted model, not a curated record. The transcript has 2 exons. Lineage: Eukaryota; Evosea; Eumycetozoa; Dictyosteliales; Dictyosteliaceae. The coding region runs from base 1 to 225 and encodes 74 amino acids.
AUGAAUAAAGAAAUACAAAAACAAAAAGAGUUGGAAAAAAAAGUUGGAGGUAGAAGAAAAGAAUUAGAAAUCAAUAAAAAAAAAGAAGAAAAUGAAAAGAGAAUUGAAGCUGAAAAUCGUUUAAACGCCUAUAAUCACAAAAUCAAUUGUUUAAAAUAUGCAGUAGUUAAAUACCAAGCAGCUGAGUCACCAGAAUUAAAAAUUCAUGUAAAAAAUAAGCACUAG